AUGUCGACAAGCCAGAGCUCUGCCCAGAAACGAAAAAGACCGUCCUCGGCGUGUAAACGGUGCAAGGACCAGCAUAUCCGAUGUGAUGCGGAGACGAAAGGACUCCCCUGUUCGCCCUGCCGGCGAGUGGGCAACUCGGAUUGUCAAAUUGCAAAGACGAAAAGAACACGAGGAAGCAAUGGGCGAUUCGCAACCAGCGACCUGGCCACCACUGAGUCCAUAGCCCAACCCAACCAAACGACGCGCAUAUCGGAUCGAGUUCCCCCAUUCUCGAUUGACGUCGUAGCCCUGUGCAAUAGCCACCGCCGAAGAUGUUAUUUGUCUGGUGAUGGAUCAUUGAGCGGCCAGGAUCGUUUGUAUGCAAGCACGCGCCAUCGUCAGGCGUCCGCUCCUCCCAUCUGGGGCGAGAGCUGGUAUCUGUCAUAUGUGAUCCAAACGACAAACAGCGACCAAGGCUGCUUAUAUCGGCCUAUACAGGAUGAACAAGGAAACACUGCGGUGGCUCACCAUCCACGCCGCGAUCACAGGUCGACAAGCAUAUCGCAGCACCUUCUGCCCCCUGCGCAGCUAGUCAAUGACCUGCUGCGUGGCUACUUCGUUAUAUUCCACCCAUUCUGUCCCAUCCUAGACCGGGAAGCAUUCCUCGGUUCCGUGAGCGAUGGGUCAGUGUCCAAGGUCUUGCUGCGCUGUGUGCUUUUUAUUUCCUCGAUCCACUGCGAUUUGAAGACGAUACACCUCCUGGGUUAUUCCGGACGUAUAGAGGCAGAAGACGAUCUUUUCAGCUCCGCAAAGGCCGCUUUUGACUGCGAACCGGAAGGGGAUCGUCUGGUCAUGCUUCUAUGCUCUUAUCUCCUCCACUACUGGUCCGGAUCUGCCAGCCAGAGUAGAGACUCGCUAUGGUGGCUGGCUGGCACGAUUCGUUCUGCACAAUGCAUGCAGAUGCAUCGCAAGGCCCAGCAAAGGAAUUUCCAGCCAGAACAAGAGCGUAUGUGGCGACGCAUCUGGUGGUUACUAUACAUUCGUGAUAGACAGAUAUCGAUCUCGCUGGGAAAGCCCAUGAUCAUCCACGACUGCGACUGCGAUGUUGAACUCAUCAGCGAGGGUGAUCUUGUGGAUGAAUCCCCAGAAACAAUUGCAUAUGUACUGGCACAGGCCAGACUAUCAAUCGCAGGUUAG
Messenger RNA from Penicillium verrucosum, 1176 nucleotides. RefSeq names its product Zn(II)2Cys6 transcription factor. The coding region runs from base 1 to 1176 and encodes 391 amino acids. Gene Ontology annotation, molecular function: zinc ion binding; DNA-binding transcription factor activity, RNA polymerase II-specific; DNA binding. Lineage: Eukaryota; Fungi; Ascomycota; Eurotiomycetes; Eurotiales; Aspergillaceae. Gene Ontology annotation, biological process: DNA-templated transcription; regulation of DNA-templated transcription. The transcript has 3 exons. The record is from RefSeq and is a predicted model, not a curated record.